AUGGCCCAGACCCCAGAGAACAAGGCAGCAUGGCUAUCCGCUUCCAAAGCCACGCCGCUUGAAAUUGGCCCCGCGCCAUACACGGCACCCGGACCUGGCCAGAUUGUGGUGAAGAACGGUGCAUUGGGCAUCAAUUCAGUCGACUGGGCUAAGCAAUUGCUCGGCGAAGGCUUGUUGGGCCACAUCAGUUAUCCAUUCAUUCUCGGCGAGGACGUGGCCGGUACCGUUGUCGAGGUGGGCGAGGGCGUAGAGCGCUUCCACGUCGGCGACCGUGUUGUGGCUGCCGCUGCUGCCAUAUCCGUGAACACCUCCAUCGAGGGCGGUUUCCAACUAUACACAGUCAUCCGCGAGUGGCUGGCCGCUCCGCUGCCAGACAGCCUUAGCUUUGAGCAGGCCAGCGUAAUCCCGCUAGCCAUCUUUACAGCCUCUCAUGGUCUGUUUGACGCCGGAUACCUGGGCCUUGACUUGCCCACCGUUCCCGCAUCUUCCAGCAGUGAAAAGCGUGCUGUCAUUAUCACUGGUGGCUCAUCCGCUGUUGGUGGUACUGCCGUCCAGCUGGCUGUGUCCGCCGGCUACGAGGUUAUAUCGACGGCAUCGCCUAAGAACUUCGACUACGUCAAAAAUCUGGGUGCCACCCACGUCUUCGAUUACAAGAGUGAAACCGUGAUCGAUGACAUCAGCGCUGUGGUCAAGGGACUCCACCUUAAGGGCGGGUAUUCCAUUGGCGAUGGCUCCAUCGAGCUGCUUGCUGCCGUACUGGCCAAGCACGAGGGCCCCUCUACCAAAAAGGUCAUUGCUCUCGCUGGCGGCCAGCCCACUGGCGGCAGCAUUGACCCGAGUGUCGAGGUCAAGUUCAUCUUGCUCGGCCCGGACGCGGCUAGCCCCGAGUCUGUUGUGAGUAAAAUCUUCAAGAACUACCUGCCGGAUGCACUUGCGAAGGAACAGUUCAUUCUAGCACCCGAGGCGACUGUCGUGGGUAAGGGAUUGGAAAAGAUUCAAGAGGCUUUCGGAAUCCACAUGCAGGGUGUCUCAGCAAAGAAGAUUGUGGUCUCACUAUGA
Messenger RNA from Penicillium coprophilum, 1059 nucleotides. RefSeq names its product zinc-binding alcohol dehydrogenase family protein. NCBI's taxonomy places the organism in Eukaryota, Fungi, Ascomycota, Eurotiomycetes, Eurotiales, Aspergillaceae. Gene Ontology annotation, molecular function: oxidoreductase activity, acting on NAD(P)H. The record is from RefSeq and is a predicted model, not a curated record. The transcript has a single exon. The coding region runs from base 1 to 1059 and encodes 352 amino acids.